AUGUUUGACGCCAGCAGCGCCCUAGGGCGCUCGGCUCCGCUGGCGCAGGACCGACCCUCUCAGCCGACACUUGGGGACCGUGAGCCCGGGAAAUCUGUGAAACCGAAGCUUUUGCUUGUGAAUAAAUCCAAGGCUGGAACGUCCAAGGGCAGGGUUGGCGCCCAACACGAACCACCUUCGUGGCCAGCGAGUGUAGCUGAAAAUGACUCGCGGAGUGGUGGUAGGAAAGCAGCCACCCGCUUGCCGGGGAGGUUCGACAAUGACGACACCUCCUCCCCCCUGAACGCGGACUCCCCAGCCAAUAUCUUUGUCCUUAAGGGGAUGCAGCCGCCGUCCAAACAUGCAGAGCCUCCCAUGCCCAGCGCGACACCUCCGGCACGGCAGCCAGUCCCUCCUGCCUCUGGCGUUGGAGAUUUAGGCAGGACGGAUCGGCUACUGCUUCAGAGAAGGAGCUCAGACUUGUUCAGAGCGGGACAAAGGCACAAGACGCAGCACCCAGAGAGGGACUCUGACGAGGGUUCUGUUCAUAAGUUGGAUGUGUACGGCAUAGAUGGGGAACAGGCAGGUAUCGGGGCAAUCUCUGCGGCUGACGGGUUCUUGCGCUCGGGUUCUAAGGUGUUCAUUCGGGACGGCGAAUCUUCUCACCGCAAGUCACUAGACUUCCAAGGGCUAAAAAUGAUGCAGGUCAUUGACCCUUCGUUGCUUGGUAGGGUGCUUUUACAGCAAGUUCAACCAUUCCAGCUUACAGGUCGCAAAGGUAUCACCCAAGAAACCGUUCUGGUGCAGGACGAGCGCCCUAGCCUUAGCCUUGUCAAUAGACACAGCGUUCUGAGCGCCGACGCCCACCUAGACAAUAAGGCCAACGACGUGGACGAAGCGAUUGACAGCCUAAUGUACCUUCCGUCUUGCAACGACGCAGCCAUCCUAGAUUGUCUCCAGCAUCGCUUUCACCGAGGCCUCUAUUUCACGUCCUGCGACAACAUGCUGAUCUUUGUUAAUCCCUGGGAGUCUCAUGAAUCUGCCGUUGGUGAGGUUUUCAACCGCAGGAAAGCUGUGCAGUACUGGACUGCCCAUAUUGCAGAAUUGCCUUCCCAUCCUUACCUGGUGGCACGCCGGGCUUUUACGAAUGCCAUGAAACAACACCGAAACCAGCUUGUUCUCACCUUCGGAACCUUCGGUGCUGGGCAAGACCGCGUGCACCACGAGCUGGUGAAGCUUUUUAUACGUUUCGCGCUGACCAUGGAAGACACCUGGACAGACGAGGAGGCGCGAGCGGCUGAAAUUGAGAGAGAUGCAGCUGUUUCCCUCUUAGAGUCGCUGCAUAUCACACACCGCGGGGAGCUGUUUGGGGGACGAUUAGUGGACCUUUUCCAAGUGGAGCUGGAUGCGGAGGGGGGAGUUGUGGGGUUUAGCUUUUUACCCAAUUCAUCGUACGAGCCAAGCCAAGAUAUCGUGUCCUGGCAAAUGCGGCAAUCUCUAAAGUCUGUUCCCCUACCCAAUCUGUUUUACCAUGUAAUGUAUGGCAUCCAUUAUAAUGUGGGAGAUCCUGUUUUGGAAGUGGCGGGCCUUCACCCGGCCGAUGUGACGGCAUUAAUGCAUUAUUUUCCUCUCCCGUUCAACACUUAUGAAGAUGCUCAGUACGAGAAAUGCCAGCAGUUUCUCUCCGACCUUAGCACUAUCGGACUAUCCGACAGGCAGAAGGAGGAGUUCCUGCAGAUUCUAAGUGCUAUUCUUGUUGCAGAUGUUGCCAGUUACAAGAUCCAUAACGAAUUACCGGAAGAGGGUCAACAAGCAGCAGAACAAGAGUCGGAUGUACCUGCCUCGUCAGCACCAAGGGUACGGCGCAUAAUGAAGCAGAAGGAACGAACGGUUGAACACGCCUUUGUUGUCGGCAGCAAGAGCGCGAUGACUUUGGCGGGCUUAGACAUCAUUAACCUGCUGGCGAAUCUCUUAGGUAUUGAUGAGACUGUACUGCGCGACAUAUUCAACGGUCCGGACUUUUGGCAAGUGCGAUUUUUGGCCCUGAAGCUAUUCGUACGGCUGCGAUGGUGGCUUUUGGGAAUCAUCGGACAAAGUCUGAGGCUAUCCAAAAGCACUGAAGUUCAUAAUCGCAUCACAUUGCUGAAGGCAGCUGGCUUGGACUUUCGACAUACCGGCCCUGAUUGGGCUUUCAAUCAGCUGCUGCACAACUACACGGAAGAGUGUUUUCUUCACUUGUUCGCAUCCUGGGCAUUUACUCUUGAUCAAGCGACGUAUCUCUUGGAAGACGUGGAGCCUCCUCCGGCAAACUUCCAUAUGAAUGAUGAAAUACUAGAUGUCUUCACAGGGCCAGACGGGAUAUGGCAUAUAUUAAAGCACGAGCACACAACGCGAGGCGGAGAAGCUGCGGAUGACUUGUCAGAUGGUGUCCCAUUGGCUGCAGUUUCCUUCGUCGAUAAAAUUCUCAAAAGCAAAAGUUGCACUAACAAAAUACGACAAGUUCCAGGCUACAAACCCCCGAAGCCAGAAACACUCAAGCCGAAAAUGGCCGUCAGAGUGGUUAAGGCAACUGCCAAAGCUGCAACAGUACGCGCAAGCUCCCUUCGCAGGAAGGCUUCAGAUUUUGACGACAGUCUCUGCCGAUUCACAGUGGUGCACACGUCCGGCACGCUUGUCUACGACGCGAGCAAAUUCUGCACUAGCGAUGCAAACGCCUACACUGUUGCUCCCAGACUUCGGACGUUGCUUUUGCAGAGUAAGUUAGAGCUUCUGCGAACGCUUGUUCAGCAUGAGACUGCCCACGACGUCAUCCCAACUGACUGUCUGCGCAUUAGCGUAACCAAUCGGUUGAUUCACUACGUCAAAGACAGCCUUUCGGAAGGAGAGGCAAGCCUCAUUGCCCACGCAGCUCUCCCGAGACUAGUUGGAUUCUUACACACAAAUGCGCAUCACAGGCGUCACAGAGUUUUAGUUGGCGCUCUCAGAGGGGCUUCGAGAAGGUAG
This is a messenger RNA of Eimeria tenella, 2982 nucleotides long. Its product is annotated as IQ calmodulin-binding motif domain-containing protein, putative. Gene Ontology annotation, biological process: actin filament organization; vesicle transport along actin filament. The transcript has 12 exons. NCBI's taxonomy places the organism in Eukaryota, Apicomplexa, Conoidasida, Eucoccidiorida, Eimeriidae. The record is from RefSeq and is a predicted model, not a curated record. Bases 1 to 2982 code for a protein of 993 amino acids. Gene Ontology annotation, cellular component: myosin complex; cytoplasm; actin cytoskeleton. Gene Ontology annotation, molecular function: microfilament motor activity; ATP binding; actin filament binding.